Molecule: messenger RNA, 19684 nt
Organism: Diorhabda carinulata
Lineage: Eukaryota; Metazoa; Arthropoda; Insecta; Coleoptera; Chrysomelidae
Product: peripheral-type benzodiazepine receptor-associated protein 1
Exons: 19
Coding region: 107-4282 (1391 amino acids)
Biological process (GO): neuromuscular synaptic transmission
Molecular function (GO): protein binding
Source: RefSeq, a predicted model, not a curated record
CAUUGAUCAUAAUGACCUAAAUGUAACUAUGCCGCCAUUCUAAGAUACCUUUCGUGUCCGUCCUUUCAGUUAAUAUUCUAAAAAAAGACACUUGAAGAAGAGGGGUAUGGACUUAGAAAUGCAACUUAGGGCGGCGGAAGCCCGGAGGAUCGACCUAGAAAGACAACAUGCAGAUGCCCUUCAAGCUCUCAGAGGCUGCGGACCGGAAACACUAGAAGCUAGACAAUCAAGAGUAAGGGAGCUAGAGAAGAAAGUGGCACUAGAAACAGUCAGGUGUGAAGAAUUGCAGUUAGAAUUAGCAUCAUCACAUAGAGGAAGAAUGGGCACGAGCAUGCAGUCUGGUCAGAUGUCUAGCGGCAUGGGUGGCCAGUCCUGGGGCAAUAAAGGUACUGAAAUAGAACGAAUUAUGGCUAAAAUAGAACAAGAUAACAGAAUAUUAGCUGAGUUAGACCAUAGUCGUUCUACAACUUUGGGAGCUGGUUUGGCAACGAGUGUAAGUUCCCAUGCCUUAGGAGAAUGUAGUCCACCUAUUUCUCCCAUAACUAUGUCACACACUACGCCAAGUAUAUAUCCAACGAUUAACACAGGAAUAGGACAAAACGCAUCGUACCAUGGUACCACAAAUUUAUCGGGAGGCUAUAUACCUUCGAAUACAGUUAAUGUGGGUGGUUACAAUCCUAAUGCAACACAAUAUAAUAGUUUGAGUCAUCAUUACAGUAACAAAAGUGCCAUGAUGGGUACUACAAUGAAUAGUCUCACUCAGCAUUCUAUUGGAAUGGGCGGAACGUUGGGGCAGAAUAGUGUAUUAGGUUCUUCUCUGCCUCCAAAUCUUUCUUCGAUCGGCACCGGUGUUAUGGGUACUCUUCCGUCUAAUUUAGGACCUUCCAUUGUCCCAACCAGCUACACCCAAACCGCCAUAUCUAACAAUACAUAUGCUAAUCCCUUAACGAACAUUCCAACUGGUCUACAACAGACCUCUUUCAAUAAUCCAUCAUUCAGCAAUCCUGUAACUAGUUCACUGACUCAAUACACGCUUCCCUACUCUAACCCUAUAAAUCCAGUUGUGUCGACAAGCUUUGCCAACAAUAACGUAACGUUCUCAAAUCCUUUGAGUUCUCAGUUCAACAGUUUACCUAUUUCUGGAACGUCAAUGAAUAUAAAAUUGAAACAGAUUGAUGACGUCGAUAUUGGUACCAGGCGUGUAGCUACCCCUGUUACUCCACACCCACCGCCCCCAUGGGGCGGCACAACAAUGUCUGGAAUAUCAGAUUUGAGACCGAGGAUGCUUACAGAUGGAAUCGACUCAGACUGGAGCACCCUCCAUACUGGAGGCGAUAGAAAUUUUCUGAAUGGGCAGAUGAAUACCGAAGGACAAGUGGAUAUGCUAGACAUUCCUGGAAAAGGUCGAUGCUCAGUUUAUAUCGCAAGGUUCUCUUAUGAUGCCGAGCCGGAUGCAGAAGAAGAACUGAGUAUCCAGGCGGGUGAUUAUCUCCUCGUUUGGGGUGAUCCGGUAGGGCCUGGAGGAUAUCUUGAUGCUGAACUAUUAGAUGGUAGGAGAGGAUUAGUACCUUCGCAUUUCGUACAAAGAUUGAUAGGCGAUGAUCUUCUAGAGUUUCAUCAAGCAGUAUUGAGUACUUUGAGAGAAGAGGAAAUUAAUCAAGAAAACUUCGCUGCUGACGUACAACGACUUAAUGAGAUAGCAGAAAUGACUGAGGCUCACGAAGACGAAGGUCCCGAAGGUGAGAUAGUACAACUGCAUCAACUGCCGGCACCACGACAGUUGACGCUAGAACGGCAGCUGAAUAAGAGCGUUCUCAUUUCUUGGACAGCUCCGGAGGGCGUUGGACCAGGAAACCAUAUAGAGAGUUAUCAUGUUUACGUGGAUGGUGUACUCAAAGCAACAAUAAAAGCCACAGAAAGAACUAGAGCUUUGGUGGAGGGAGUUGAGAGCAAUCGGCCACAUCGAAUCAGUGUGCGAUCAGUUACUGCUAAUAGAAGAACUUCAAGAGAUGCAGCUUGCACUAUGAUAAUUGGUAGAGACACUCAUUCUUUGGGACCCAGUGCGGUGAGAGCUUCGAAUAUAACUUCAACGUCAGCGGUGAUAAGUUGGUUGCCAGCGAAUUCAAAUCACCAGCAUGUAGUUUGCGUUAAUAAUGUGGAAGUAAGGACUGUAAAACCAGGCGUUUAUCGUCAUACUAUCACCGGAUUAGCUGCUAAUACACAGUACAGGGUCACUGUAAGAGCAAAACAUCAUAGAACUGCACAAAAUGUGGCUAAUUUAGCUGAAGAAUUACCUAUGCCGGCAGCAGCUCAUACCGAUUUUAGAACUCUACCAAAAGGUUUACCAGAUCCACCGAGUGAUAUUUUAGUCGAACCAGGUCCACAAGAUGGAACACUCUUAGUUACUUGGCAUCCCAUUUUAAACCCUCACCAUCCGGGAUCAGCAAUAACAGGUUACGCUGUAUACGCCGAUGGAAAAAAAGUUACUGAUGUCGACAGUCCUACCGGUGAUCAUGCACUUAUCGAUAUCAGCAAGUUACUUGGUUUAAAUCCUAAACACGUAACUGUACGCACUAAAGCUAGAGAUAGCCAGUCGACCGAUAGCGUUCCUACUCCUAUCCCGCUUAGUGUUCUGAGAGGCGGAGCUGCGAAAUCUAGACAACAACCACAUUCUGCAGUAAUGCCUGCCCAUCUUCGACAACAAAUGCCAAGACAACAACAGCAACAGUCAGGACAACAGGUUAUCGAACCAGAGGAAAAUUUGAGUGACAAAGAAAUAUUUCCCAAUUCCACUGGUCAUCGACAACAGGGAGGAAUUCCUUCUAUUGCACAACGAUGCGUUGCAGAAAUAACUAAAGAAAAUUAUGAGGACAACAUGUCCGAAGACGAAUUGUUAGAAAGACGUAAUCAAAGACAAUAUCAACAAAGAAAUCAACAAAGGCAAGGCCAACAAAGAUCAGAACAACAGCAGCAGCAACAACAACAACAACAACCACAGCAACAAGUACAAUCCCAGCAACAACAGUAUUAUCAGCAACCUCAAGCAAUUUCAAGGGACCCAAAUAGUCGUAUGCCUCAACAGAUACGUAAUCAACAAAUACAAAAUAUAAGAGGAGGUCCAAACAACCCACAGAGCAAUCCAGGUAAUCGUCCAGAUCCUCAAAAAAGAGCCAGAUGGUUCGUUGCUUUGUUCGAUUACGAUCCUGCUACAAUGUCACCAAAUCCAGAUGCAUGUGAUGAAGAACUGCCUUUUUCGGAAGGAGAUACUAUCAAAGUUUGGGGAGAUAAGGAUGCUGAUGGUUUUUAUUGGGGUGAAUGUAGAGGAAGAAGAGGAUACGUUCCGCAUAAUAUGGUGAUGGAAUUAGAAAGCAACCAAAAUAGAGACAGAUGGGGUGACAGCUUAAGUAAUAUGCCAGUUAAACGGAUGGUGGCAUUAUAUGACUAUGAUCCCCAAGAGUUGAGUCCUAAUGUUGACGCCGAGCAGGUAGAAUUGAGCUUCACUACGGGCCAAAUUAUCACUGUCUACGGAGAUAUGGAUGACGAUGGGUUCUAUAUGGGUGAAAUAGAUGGCGUACGCGGAUUAGUACCUUCAAAUUUUCUAACAGAAGCUCCUGAUCAGUAUGGUGCAGGACAAACAUCUCAACAAGCUGUACAAAGGGGUCAAAGGGGAAGAGGAGUUGGUCCGGGAGCCAGAGGACCCCCACCUCCACCGAGAGAAAACCAAAUACGUGGAAGGAAUAAAGAUGCCUGCCUUCCUGUGUAUACCUCUCAGUUAGACUCGCUGAACACGUCUACGACACCGAACACUAUCACCGAGCACCAGCAGGGGAGAGCGAGAGGCAUGCUGAGGCCCGGUGGUAAUCAACAACAGCAACAGUCGCAACAGCAACAUCCUCCACUGCAACAACAACAAUCUUUCGGUGGUCAGCAAACUAGUACGACCGCGUCUAGUGGCGGUGGUCUCUUUAGUAGCCUGAUGGGCUCAAGCCAAUCUCAGCAACAACAACAACAAAAACAACAAUUCUCCAAUCAGAACCAAGCUUUCCAAAAUCAAAACCAAGCAUUCCAAAACGCAAAUAGAAUACAGCAUAAAGGCGUUCCUCAAGUAGUGCCGAAUGUGAUUGGCGGUGGACAAAUGCCCAAUAAUCAACAAACUCAAAUGAACAGUCCCGGUGCGCCAAAUUUAAUGCAGAAAUUAAACGAAAUCACGGCUCCUGGUGGUGAUAUAUUAUCCAAAGGAAAAGAACUUAUAUUUAUGAAAUUCGGGUUAGGAGGAAAAUAACCAUUUUAUAUUCUUUAAUUGUUAUUUUUGUACCACGCUGUUUUUGGAAACCUUCUUAAAGAUUUCUUCCAUCUUUCAUGAACUUUUGUGAUAAAUUUAAAUACGAAAAGUGUUUAAGGCAUUAUUAUGGUUUUUGUAGGUGAAUGGCGUUACUACGAUGUUACUACCUGAAAUCAGUGUUAUAUGAAGUAUUGAUGUGCUGUAGAUAAUUAAUAAUUCAAAGAACAUAAUCAAUAGAAAAUGAAAAAAUGGUUAAUCACCAUUCCUACUUAUUUAAAUUACAACUUAUUAUCAGAGACCAAGUGGGUCUAUCAUAUACAGAUAGGAAUAUUCCUUAAAUGUGUUUUUGAUCACUGGCAUUUGUAUUACCAUUUUCAUGAUUAUCAUAAAAAACUAAAUUACCAAUAAAUUAUAAGGUUUUUGAAUUUCCAUCUGUAAUUCGUUAUGUAGAUUAUUGUGAUUAUUACACUGAAAAUUGUCUGAAAUUGACAAAACUGGCUUCUGGAGCAAGGGGAUAACUGUGUUCCACCUAUCCUAUCCUAUCCUAUGUUUGCACCCAUAAUGGAGGUUCCAUAAAUACUUUCCUCAUGGUGUUAAUGAAAUUGAUGGGAAACUGAUUUUUUUAUAUCUCUUUUUUAUCUAACUCUUUUAUAGCAACUAAGGUUCCAUUGGAGCAUAUCAGAAUACCUAUUUUUUGCUAUAUAUCAGCCGUCAACAUUUGUCAUCGACAUAAAUUAUUAAGUGUUUUCCAAUUUUUGAAAUUGUUUCUGAAUUCAGCAACAGUAUUUUUACGUAAAUGCUUUCUUUAUAAUUGAUUUCCUACAAUACAAGAAAGCUUGUAAACUAAGGGUAUAUCGUUGCGAGCAUGGUCUUAGAUAAAUCGAACUUUUUUUUUAAAUUUUUUGCCAAGUUUGUUGUCAAAGCUUCACAAAGUUUUUGCCUUAGACUUAAUGGUGGUUUUCCUAAUUCCCACUGUAGACUUUUCAGUUCAAUUUUGUUCUAAAAGCUCCUAGUAAAAUCCUGAGUGUGGAGUUUUGGAUUAUCUCGAGUUUGAUUGACGACGGUUUUGUUUGCCGAGUCAUAUGAUAUAAUCUAAUAUUGAUCUAUUUCUAGUGAGCUCCUUCUGCAACUUAAUUUACGUUGUAAACGUUGAAGGCAUACAUACUAGUUUUGAUGCCGUUUUCACAUGCUUAAUUCCAUCAUGGAAUUGGAACUCUAUCCCUAAUUAGCUAGAAGAUUUUAUAGUCAAGACUGGGCGAAUUUCUUUUCAUGUAGUAAAAUAAAAUAAAAUGGUAGUAAAAGGAAGCAUCCAAUACAGUGAGUUGUUAUUAGGAAAAAUUGUUUCGUUACGGUAGGUUAACCUUUAAACAUUUCCUUAAUUUUUAGUUAACGUUAUUUGCUGGUGGUAGAUGCUUAUGUUUAUAUUUUCUGAAAGUUUUAAGUUUAAAGUUUCAAUAUCUUAUCAACUCUUCAGCCCAUAAUGAAUAAUAGGGAAGUAAGAAUAAGCCUGUCAGUACAUUUCCAAUUUCAGAAUGUCAUUAUUUAACAACAAACAAUAAUAAAAAAUUCGAUUUUUUAUUGUAAACGUAGAAAUGGAGUCAAAAUUAUAUCAAAAUACUAUUACAUAUUGUAUUUGGAACAAUAUCUGGUAAUACAAAUGCCUACUGACACACAAAACAAAAUGAGAGUUGCUUCAUUUCAGUCACUUGAAUGUUAUGAAACAGUCUGUAUAUAUUUGCCAGUACUCUUGACAUUACCAUAUAACUAAAGACAGUUGUCAAGAUGUGGGAAGUGGCUUGGAUAUCAAAGGGUAGUUCUUAACUAGAUUUUUGUGUAAUACUUCUAAUUUUAUGACAGUCAUUUUUCAAUUUUGGAUUAUAACAGAUACUAGUCCCGUGAAGAGUGUUUAAAUAAGCUCUGAAAAGUUACACCACUUUUUUCCAUACUGGGGUUGACUAUUGUUCUAUUUCGGAUAGAGUCAACAAACGAGGAGGCUCAGGGAAUUCUUUUCAUAUAUAGACGUACUGAAACUUGCUUGUAUUUCUGCAACAACGGCUACAAUGCGAUGAGUCAUAGAUGGAGAACUUUUUUUUGAAAUUCACAUUCAAUUUAGUCAUUAUCAAAAACAGGAUGUUUGUAUAAGUUGCGAAACUAAUUUCUAUGUAUCUCUGCAAACUUUGUUUAGUAAAUCCUAUGAAUUCUCCGAAAAAAGGGAUUUUUUGGACUAUUUAAAACAUACGACUACAAAGUAAUGUAAACUAUCUGUUUCAAAACGUUUUAUCGACUGUAAGAAUAUUAUGAUUUGUUAAAGCUUGUGAAAGUGAAAGGUUAAUUUUUAUUCGUCAUAUAUUUAUUUCGUAAACUAUUUAAAAAGUAGAGGGAACAAUAAAUAAUUCAAUCUAACUGCUUUAUUCAAUUGUAGAACAUAUUUAGGAUCAUAUGAUUGGAUCGAUGAUAUUUACUACAAUCAUUUGAAGUAUUGGUUAGCACAUGUAUGAAUUACUUCAGUUGGCACACCAGAGAAGUACGUACUAUUAGACUUGCCUCUUAGGCCAGUCAUAUCUAUCACUAGAAAUCGCUUAAAUCGCAAACUAACGGCUAGCUCUGAAUUUUCAUCUAAAACGUUAAAUGAGAGGAAAUAGAAAUAGUGCAAGUGUAAAGUGCAUCUAAAAACCUACUUUGGAUAAACAUUAAUGCAAUGAGAAAUUGUGAAAUUAGACAUCUUUUGGAAGAAGAACGAUAGAAAAUGACAAUAUUUAAAGGAUAUUGAAAAAUUAAGAAAACGCAAAUGCUUGUUAGGCAUUUGAAAAGAGUUUGUUGUUAGGAUUCGUUUUCAAUUUUACGAAAGAAUUUUAUGAAGAAACCACUGUUAAUGUUUUUGAAUAAUAUUCCAGAUAUAUUUAUUAUCGACCAAUAUUUUGUUUGUUUUGGACAUUGCCAGUUAAAUGAAUCUCAAUCUGACCAAAGACCAAAGAAAUAGUGGCGGAAGAGUGAUUAAUCAAAAAACGUAUUUAUUCAUGUAGGUGUGUAUUUAUUUGUAUUAAUUAUUUAAUUAUUAAAUUUAAUAUAAGUCUAAAUUCAGUUCCCUUGUCAUUGAUGUAUAAAAUUAAUGUUUAAUACAUUUGGAUUUUCUCAUUUACAUUUUAUGGUACAUUAGAGGUUUUCUUAAGCUAGUCAAACUAAGAUAUAGUAAAUAUUCAAAUAACAGUUCCAGAAAUUUCAACUAUGUUCACAAUUUUAAGAAAUCGGGACAAGCCGUUAGCUCACGAUGCAAUGUUUGAUAUGACGUGCCUAUCCUCACUGCCUACUUAGAAGAGGUCAGCAUUAUGUUGAUUUUCUUAUUAUUUUCUGUAUUAUCCAAUAUAAAUAUAUAAACCUUUAUUACAUAUAUUCUAAUUCAUAGAAUGAAUAAAUUAUUGUAUUGUUUAUAAGUCUUCAGUGCAAAUGGCUUCUGUGGUAUUUAAAACAACAGCUGCUCAUGAUCGAAGAAAUUAGGAAUUAAUACGUAGCGCUUCGAUAGCUUUAAUUGAAUAAUUGAAUGAGCAUAUUAUGGGAGCAUCAUGAGCUGCUAUUGUGAAGAUCGCAUCUGUUGAAAUCAUAUCCUUAUCACUUAAUAAAUGUGGGCUGCAAUACUUUCUUAACAGUAUUAUCUAUCUCUAGUAUAAGUUAUGAAAUAUUCCAUUCGAGUCCUAAUUACAAAAUAUAUUGAUCAAAUUAUACAUUGUUAAUGCUUAAAUUAUUGGGAUAUGCUUAUAGUUUUAUAAAUAAAUUGUAAAUAUUAUUUACAAAUAAGAGUUCCGAGAAAUGUCUAUGAGAAGAAAAAAUUGAACAUCAUCAAUAUAGUCAAUAUUCCAUAAUUUGUUUUUCUCAAGAGAAAUUCACCUUGGAUUACAAUGUCAGAAUAAUGAGAAAAUUUUCUUCUUUUCAAUCCAUUAACUUUUGAAAAUAGUAUAUUCAUUUAUUUCAAUCUAUUUCUAAUCUGGUGUCCAGUUUCUUUAACUUUUACUUAACUAUUACAAGAAAACUUGUUGAGUCACUUCUUUUCGCAACACCAAGAAUUUUGUUGAGAUAAUUUUUAAGGAAGAAGAAUUCAAUUUAACUGUCUAAGAACAUUUGCUAUUUCCUAUAACGUUUUUCUCGUGUUGACCUGAAGAUUAUAAAAAUUGCAAUUAUAUACCAGAUCCCAUUUUGCGUGAAAUAUAUCAAUACAGAGAAAAAAAUGAUACUUACGAUAAUGUUUACAAUUUUAUUUCUUUUGAACAUAUAGUAUAAGAACAGUUUAAUGAAACCAAAAACAAGACUUUCAUCUUUCAUCGUUUGUGGUCUCUAUAUCGCCGUUUUCAAAAAUAUAUCGCUCCUUUUCGACAAAUGUGUCAAAUUAAAUGUCGGUCGUGAUAAAAAAAAAUGCGACUUAUAUAUGCAUAAUAUCAUAUAGGUCCAUACUAUAGAAGAAGGAAGGAAACAUCCAUUAUGUUACAUACUCUCAAUUCAAUGUAUUCUGCAUGCAAUUGUGAAACACGCGAUUGUAUAUGAAGCUCUAUAAGAUCAAUCCUUCUUUGGUUAUUCAUAUAUUUUGUCAGAAUUCUGAAAAAAAUUUGAUAGAAAUCAUUGAAAUAUUAGAUACUAAUAUUAUUUUUUUUUUAAUUAUGAAAACUAUACAUACUGUCGACGUGGAUGGAGUCGUAUAUUAAGUAUUAAGUAUUAUGAUCUCUUAGCACUUUACGAUAGACAUUUUACAGAACUCCAGUACUAGUAUAAUAUUCAAUUCAAUUGAUAAAAAAUCAAUUGGAGUAUAUGAGUAAAAAAUAUAUAUUAGUAAGGACUCACAGUCAGCUGAAGAGGGUAUUUUGGGAAAAAAUCGAUAGGGAGUCUCAAUGAUAUUGUAAAAAUUUAUAUAAUCAAAUCUAUUUCUGUCAGUGAUGUAAUCCAAGGAAGAAUAUUUAUUUGGCAAAUACAACAAAGAAAAAAUAGUAUAACUCUAUCAAUUUUUUUGAUUUCUUCACAUUAUAUUAGAAAUAUGUGCUAUAUAGUUAAAAUCGCUUCUUGGCGAAACUUCUAAUCAACAUAAAUUAUCCUUUUUCAUAUUACUGCCAAAGUAACUUGAUUUUUAUCAUUACAGCCAACAUUUUCAUUAGUGCCUGAAUAUGUUACCAGUUAUUAAGUUUAUUGACUAUUUCUAUUUUCAUUCAUUAUAAAUUUUGUUGAAAAAUAUCGAACAAAAAUUGGAUGAACUAUUAAAGAAUUGAAUUGAACCGGUUACAAUGAAUUUUUCAACUUAAAUCUAAAUGUAGUUCAAACAUUUUAUGGUUGAUACGUAUCAAAUACGUAGUUGGUUACUUUCAAGGUCCCAUUAAUAUACUAUUUACAUUUUGGGAUUGAGUUCUUAACAAAAUACUGAUUGAAUCGAAUGGGCCUCUAUUCAAUAUAUAUUCUGAAUUAGGAGAAACUAUAUUUUGACCAAUAAUAAGUACUGCAGCAAAAUUAUUAUAACUUCUUCUGAUAAGUAAAUUUUUAUUACGUAUAUGAUCAACAUGUGUUUUCUCCAUAAUGCUAAAAUUAUAAGUGAUAUUUUAAUCCAAUCUAAAUCCAUCAUUUUUUUUAAUUGAACUUAGAAUACCUCAAUUAUACGUGUGAUUUUUAAUGAAUAGUAACAGAACAACGGCACACUAAACAAAAAAAUAUUUGGACCAAUAAUUCGAAAACUGAAAACUCAUUGAAAGAGAAAACAGAAAAUAUUUGGAGAAAUAAAUCAAGUCAAUAUAUGAUAAUAUAAUUGUAAACAUUUGUAGAUAACUUUAAUAUGUUUAAACUGAUGAUAGAACAGGAAUUUUUUGUUUGCAACCUUCCUUGGUCACUAGACAAUCUUUGAUGAUAUUAUUAUUAUGAUGAUAUUAUCGGUGCAAUGUUCAUAUUACAUGAAUUUCACAAUUUGUGGAAGCAUUGUCGAUCUUCAUUUUUUUCCUGAAUUAGAACUUUUGAAUAGCCAUGUUUCAAGUUGUAGCUUGAUGGCCAACUUGAGUACUUCCAAUACUUCUCAACGAGCUCUAAUAUCCAAGACAGAGAAAUCAAGUACAUUUGGAUGGACCAACGAUUCUCUGCUCGCAAUGGAAUUUUUUUGUGAAAAAAGAUUUUAUUAAUUUUCUUUACUGUGCCACGAUUGAUAUAAUAUUACUCAAACGCUUUUAGCAGCGACUUUUCUAAGAAAUAUGCCUGAUUUUUUGGAACCUGAUAAGGAAACGGUGUAAAAUAAAUCCACUGAGUCACAGCUUUUUUGUGCGUGAAAAUAAAUCGACAUAGAAAUGAAAUAUGCCCUAUUAUUAUCUAAUAAAAAAAUGAAAUGCGAAACGUGUACGAAAGAAACAAAAAAGUUAGAUUAACUCGUUCUGUGCUAUUUUUCAUAUUGUUUUCCUUGGGUGACGUAUGAUAUGAAACAUAAAGAUUUGUAAUGAAAUGUCGGUCAGCGGUACUUCAAAAUAAAAAUGACGUGACCACCGCAAUUGGAAAUUAUUCCAAAUCUAAUUUGACAGCUUUUUACUUGAGAUCAUACACAAAAUAACAGGAAUCCAUUUCAACUUACAGUAUUUUAAUAACAUACAAAAAUAUUUUUAUUAAAACAAGGAUAUCUAUCGAAAAAUGGUAGUACAUUUGUCCUUGUUUAGUUGCAACUUUGGGUGGUAGCUAAAAACACAAUUAUGCAUUUGCCAUGCAAAAAAGGCCACGUAAUGUUAAUCAAAAAAGCAUAUGAGAAGGAAUUUUUGAAUACAAUGUAAAUAUUAGAAUAUUCUAUUGACUUCUAAAGAUACCCAUACCAGAUUAGUAAAUAAGAUUUUUUGGCGAUAAGUCGCAAAAUAAUAUGAACAACUUAAAUCUUAAAGAAUCCCGUAUAUGUAAGUUUAAUAUUCAUGAGAAAUUAUUCGAUUUUAACUUGAAAUUGUAACAAAAGUCUCCUUUAUUAACGGCUCAAUGUCUCUUGGGUCACAUAUGUUGUGCCUGUGACCCAAUAAAAUAAAGGUUAUUCCAAUUUUUCUUGCAGUGUCGCUUCAAUAUUAUUUCAAACAUUUUCAAAAUAAAUUAAUGACAGCAUGUGUGCAAAUAAAAUGCUUACUUACCAGAAAAAUAUCGUUACCCAGCAGAACCACGGACGAAAUGGCUGAACAAUGAGAGUUCUUCUCGUGGCGUGACGGUAAUCACCUGAUCUCAAGGCGGCUCAAGAUACUCUGAAUCUCUUUCACUCUUGUGGAAAAUUAGUGGUAGUGACCCAGCGGAAAUGUGGCAAAUAAACAUUUAAUCAUGAUUUUGAUAAUAUCUCAGUACACAAUGCUCUAGCAAAAAUAACACCCGUUUAAGAAUAUUUUGACAAAAUAACUUAGUUUAGUUGAAAACAUUAAAGGGGGGAUGCAUAUUAGUAUGGAGCACGAAAAACUUCCUCGAUAAUAGAUCUUAUUUUUCAUUGAAACUAUGAAUUGAGUUAAAAUGAAAUGAUUUUGUUAGGUUGAGUUAAAAUGAAAUGAUUUUAUUCAAAAUCUCGAGAAUUUUCUACCGGACAAAUAUUGGCAAGAAAAAGUUGUCGACCCAUAUGCUAAAUCUGCAUAACUGUAUAGAGAAGCAUACUAUUUUACUAUCAACAAUUGAUUCAUUCGUGUAUGUAAUGUUGUAACAAAUGAAGUAUUUCCUUUAUAUCUUAAGAUUUUUUAUUUGAAUCAACUGGCCUAAUGGGAUUUUUCCAAAUAAAUUUUUAUUAUGUGGCAAGGCACAUUUAUUUCGAACAUAUACUUUUAUUUAUUAAGAAUAUAUAUAUAUAAUAAUAUUUGAAAUGAACAGAAAAUAGAUGGAUACUUAGAGAGCAACAGCGCAUUAAAGUUGAUUAUGGGUAGUCCUGUAUAUGAGUGAAAUUCUUAAUUUUUACCCUAGUGAACCUCAUCAAAUCUCUAGAAAAUGUCUCCUUCGAUUUAACCCUUAAAGUUUUAAAACAACUCUUAACGAUAGCUUCAAUGAAUUCUAAUUGAUUUUUCAUUAUAAAUAGUUUGAAUUUUAUAAAUUCGUAAACUUCAAACUUAAAUUGUUAUUUAAAAGGCUGGGAGCCAAAGUUUUCAAGAAAUUUUUUACGAAUGAGAAUAAAAAUAUUCAGAAAGAUUGUUGAAAAGAGAUGUUUUUACUGCUGUUACAAAUCUCCUUUAUACAUUGUUAAUAUAUAUAUAUAUAUAUAUAUAUAUAUAUAUAUAUAUAUAUAUAUAUAUAUAUAUAUAUAUAUAUAUAUAUAUAUAUAUAUAGGUUGUAGGUUUCAAAAACAGCCAUAAAAUUGGCACAACUGAGUUGAAUGAUUUGUUAAGCUAAGUAUCGUUAGUACUACUUUUGAGGACAUCUGUACGUUUUAUUUCUUUGUUUUGUAAGGCAUAUGCACAUUUUAUUUUGAGAGGCUAAUCUUACACAUUUUUUUGACACGUCAUGUUGAUAUGUUGUGCCUUCUCUUGUUACGCACAACUAAUUGCUUUUGGAAGUUUCACAGAACAAAUUAAAAAAAACUAUUGCUAUGGUAAUAUAGUAUUUUAUUUAUUAAUGUCACCUUCUAGCUAUUUAGUGAAACAAAUGGAUUUUCUCUUUUCCAUAGUAUAAAUUGGCAACUGCAAGUUUCAAGAAGUGAUAGUAAGUUUUGUUGUUUUUUUUUGUUUCCUUAAUCUUUGUUACCUUAAUCAUAUUUUGAUCAGAAUUUCAUUUAGAUUUUAAGAAAUCAAUAGAUUGUUUUACAUUUAUAACAAAAUCAAUAGUUCAUGUGUAUUGAUUAGAAUUCAAAAUAAAUAAUUUGAAAAAGUUACUCAUCUUUUCAAGUAUUUUGUCUAUUGCUUAUUUAGAUUAGUCUUAAUGAAUGGGGUCCAAUGAUUAUCAGACUCCCUAUAUUGAAGUUUUGUAACAUAUCGGGACCAAAUAUUCCAUUCAUUUUGUAUCAUUGUUACAACUGCUGAUUAUUUCCUCAAUCGUGAAUUUAUUGGUUUAGCUCAUGCAAGUGAACGCAAAUAUAAGACAAGAGGGUUUAUAUAUAUUUUAUUCAUAAAAAGCUUGGAGCAAAUAAUCAUUGAUGUCUUGAUCAGAAAAAAUAUGACGGUGAUCAAACGGAUAUUAUGGAGAAAGAGCCUUUGAGAAAAUAGAAUCUUGAUCACAACGAUGUUUGAUAUACCCACAUUCAAAACGAAAUAAGAAAUAUCCAGCUAUUUUCUAGUGGGAAAAAUUUGAGAUAGGAAUGCUGUUUUACUUGGAUACUAUAGAAAAUACUAAAUUUCCUUUCCGACACAUUGCUGCAAAAAAGUGAGAAUCCAAAUAAAUGCAGAAAAUUUUGAUUUUUUCAGGCAAUUAUGUAACAUGAGAGAAGCUGGUGAGAAAGUAGAUUUAUGGGAUCAAACUUCAACCAGGGAGUAGUGGAUAUCUUUUCAUAUCUCUAAAGCACAAUAGAACUGUCAAAAAUCAUAAAAGUAUAUCUAUAGGAAACACUGGUGGUCUGAAAUUUUUUUAAAGUUAACAUUACAAUAGACUACUGAUCGUGGGUAUAUAGUAGUUUUAUUGUUACAGUUAAAAAUAAGUAAUUGGUGUGCUAUGACAAUAUGAGAACAUACAAAAAGAAGAUGAAGUAAAUACACACCAAAUAAAGAAAGCUAUGACUAGCAUAGAGUUAUAAAAUAUGAUCGAAGCAUAACGGAAAAUGAUAAACGUGCCACUCGUGGUCAACAAAUGUGUGAAAAUUCCAAUUUGUCUAUUCAGUUUAUUUGAAUUCUCAGUGUUUGGAUGUCAUCACAUACUUUGCGGUUACGAUCUUCUGUUAAUCACGAGAUAGUUAUAAUUGAGUGUCUUAGAAUGAGAGGGGUAUAAGUGCAAUUUUAACUUUUUCGAGAUACUUGCAUUCAAACUUAAGCAACAUUAGAAAAUUUAUGAAAAGUGCGGGAAUGUUUAUUUAAAUUUAUUAUCUAUUUAAAGGUUCUUUGAAAAGUUUAUCAGAAAAGUACCAGUAAUCUUUCCAUCCCAAAAAUAUGCUUUCAUUUAAAAAAAAUAUAAACUUAUAAACAUUAUUCGUAAUCGUAAUACAAAAUCAAGUCCAUUUCAUGUGCUGCAUUUUCUUCUUCCUCUCUGUCGUCAUUUUCAGGUUCAUUUGGAGCUGGUAUAGUUUCUUCAUUACUAUCAUUUCGUUGGAUGAAUUUUGAUUUUUUGUUUCUUCUCUUAUCUGUUUUUUCGUAUUAAAUGUUUUUGUAAUAUUUGUGAUGUUUUGGAGAAAUGUAUUCCAAAAGUGUUUGCAAAUUUUUUCUCUUCAGCUCAUUUAUUUUAAAACUAUCUUUGUUUAACGGAAAAAACAUCUCUUCUAAGGGUCUUCCGGCCGAUUUAGAGAGACAAAGACAUUUGCUAAAAGAAACGUUUAAAUUCAAAGUACUAUUAUAAAAGGAAAGAAAUGUUACUGACUUUUUUGUAAGAGAAUUUCCUUACAUAAGUUUUGUCACAUUCUCAUUCUUUGAGCCUCCACUAGCGACUGCUUCAUCCCAAUUACACACAUAUUUGGUUAUCCUAUCACGAGAUUGUGUAUAUAAAAAUUGUAUGUCCUCAGUUAUCUAAGAAUUAAAUACUUUUGAUGUUAUGGGGAGGGUUGGUGAAGCUUGCUGAAGGUCGCAGCUAACCAUAUAAGACCGUACCGUACCUCUCUGUUGAACUAUUUGCCAUACCUUAGCAUUCCUAACUUUUUCUGCAUAUUUAAUGAUAGUAGCAAAAUUAUAACAUUACCUACAAGUGUUAGAAUUUGGGCGGUGGUAUUUCAAGUUAAAUUCUGUUUUAAAAACACAUCCAUAAUACGACUGUCUGACAGAAAUUACGCUUCUUUCCUUACACUGUUCAAAUAUACGAAUCGUACAUUUUCUUUGUCUGAGUUCCGUGUGUUAACAUUUAGAAAUAAACUUACGUGUUCAAUGCCAAAAUUUUGUUUUACUGGAUUCAUUUUUCUGGCAAAACCACGACAUAUCUUGUCCUUUUCGCAAAUACCAACAUUACUAUUUUUGUGACAAACCGUAGCAAAUAUUUUGUUGUUAAUGUCAAAGAUUCAAAGAAAGAACAUUUUGCAAACACUCUUAUUCAGCAAAAAUAUUACAGUACCGAAACUUUUACUUUUAAUUCCACUUAUUUUCUAUUUGAUUUGGUGUUUCCUUUAUACAGGAAGAUAAAAAUGAAUUCUGUAAAUCAUAAAAUUCUCAUUUACCUGUCUUAUCGACAUUUCACUUGCGCUUUCUUGUUUUAGAUACAGUCUUGUGCUCAUUCUCUAUCAUUUUUGUAAUUUCUGGACCUUUAACAGGUUCUUAAUCGCCAGAAGGCGAUGAAUCAGUUUCGGGUACAUAGUCACUUGCCUCAGCUAUUUUUUAGGGGUCGGGAAUAUCGCAAUCUUGAAAAGAGUAAGAAUAAAUAAUUGGAAGAACCUUAAAAUUUAAAUUUAGUAUCACAGUGUAGUACCUACCUUUUGUAUUAGAAGUAUCCAUAGCUAAAUAUGAUACCUAACACAAUAUGUAAAGGGCAAAAUCAGUAUUCUUACAAUAACGGUAACAACCAAACUGUCGUGAGAUGACUUGACCAGGCUAAAGUUGAAAAUUAUUGUUUGUUUGUAAAUGAGGAAUAUUAUUUUGAAUAAAAUUGGUACAAGCGACAAUUACACCUAUUCUACACCAAUUAAACCGCAGAAAUGAUUCAUAUAGUAUUUUAACUCAUCAAAAGAUGGCACUCAAAACAAAUAUUUCACUUGUAUCUGUUUUGCCCCAAUCAAAUCUUAUCUUUUGAUAUAUGCCCAUAUUUCCAAAAUAAAAGAAUGCACAUAUACCCUUUUUAUUUCAAGGCCAUCAAUUGAAUAUAUAGUAGGAAAAUUUAUGAAAAUCGGAGGUAUUUCCGUUAGGUGUAGAAUUUAUCAUAAAAUUGUGAAUAAUGAUCAUCAUGAUUUUUGUUGUGUACUACACUGUUUAUAUUGUAUAAUUCCUCUGAUAUAAAUGUCGAAUCGCUAAUUUUGGAAGUGAAUGCAAUAAAAACCAACCAAAUGCAAAUUAGCUUCUGUUUCUGUUUUUCAUUCUUUCUUUUUUCACAAAUCACAUUGUAUGAUUUAUAAUAUCCAAAUUGAAUAAUUACAUCGUAACUAUCGACUUACUGAUCAAAAAUUCAUUUUAUUUUGGAGACAAAUGUUAUGGGCUACCACCUUAUCUGACAUUUUUUCGAUGGAACAAACAAUUACGUCAUAGCUAUAUGCUGUGUUAGAAAUUGCAUUACAUCUGGUAUUUGGUUCGUAUAAGUUUACACAUACCAGUAGCCGUUUACAGCGCAUUUCUGCAUCUACUUCCGAUUACAAACAAGCUCAGGUAUUAAUCUGAAGAUGUAAUUCAAUAUCUCAGGUGGCAUUUAACCAGAAAAGUAUCAGUUUUCCCUUGAAGAAGAUGUCAGCCUUUGUUUUAGAAAUAUUUAAAUAAGAUAUUAGAAGUCAAGACAUUUUAUACAAAUAAUCGCUAUAUGUCGACAUUAAUUUUUCAUAAAAAAUGAUGAUGUUUAAGGUGAAACUUCCAAACAAUACUAAUGGGUAUUAUUAGCACUUUUGUGUUACACUUAAUUUUGUACAAAAACGAUAUAAAGUUAAUAAAUAUGUAAGAUAAAUUAAUUAUUAUAAAUAUUGAUGUUUAUCCUAAAUAUUAAAAUAUAGACUUUUUGUAAAUAAAAAAUUAAAUAUUAUAAAACUUUGCUUGAAAUAAUUCGAAACAUUGACAUGAAUUUUUUGCAAAGUUUAAGAAUAAUGUCUAUCGCCUAUUGGACUUCCUUGUAAAUAAUAACUAUUUCUGCUUGAAUGUUUGCAUAAAAGGCAUCAAUUGACAUUCCACGUUUCAUUUACUAUAUACUUUAUAAAUAUAUUCUUGUUCAAUUCGUCACUUCUACAAUUUUAUAUUUAUUGUAUUUAAUAUAUAAUAACAACGUUGUUUUAUACAGAUUGUUACGAUAUUCGACCAAUAUAACAUUAUAAGUAACAGUUCUUGACAAAUGAUAAAAAUUGAGUUAAUUAAUUUCUUUCUAGUCUCAUUGUCACACCUUGCUUUGCAAUUUUGUAGAGGGUAGUCUGAGAAAUAUAUGUCAAAAAAAUUGCUUCCUGGAUAGCAUCUCUUCUGAACAUUCCUCGGCUACACCAAAGCAUUUUUAGUUUUCAAAACACAAUAGCGUAACAGUCUUGAAAUACUUGAAAUAUACAUAAAAUUUAUUUGUCAUAUGGAUUAAAUUUCGGGCUUUUGGGGCUGUAUAAUGAUUUCCUGGUAAUUAAAAUUUUUACGAUACCUUCUAGGAGUAUUUUUUAUCAUUUUUCAAAAUGAUGAGAUCCAGUGUGUACUUUCCAUUACAUCCCGAAAUGCUAUUAACUUUCAUUAUUUCUAAAUGAAGUUUCCGGAAUAUUUUGUUUAGUAAAGAAAUUCCAAUAUGUUUUUAUCAAUAGGUAUUUGUUUAUUGAUAUAAUAUAUAAAUAAUAAUACUUUAUAAAAAGUAUUUAGACAUAGGUUUUAUUUAUUUAUGCUCCAUUUGAAUUAAAAAUUUCCUAACUGGUAAAUUUCAUUUCUGGCAAUUUAUUUACUAUCGUAUUCUACAUUAUUUUAUUCUAUAUACUUUACAUCGAGAGAUUAUAGGAGAUUGAUAAUUUUUUGAAUAUACGUAUGGACGAAGCGAUUUCAAUAAUAUUCUCGAGCAAAAUCUGUAAUAUUCUAUGGACUGUUACACGAGAACAAAUUUUUCAGCCUUACAAAUUUUAUUUUAUGCAUUAGAACCAUCAUUUGUAUCUGAAUCGCUAACAAAUAUUGAUAGUAGGGAAAGUUGCCAAAACAAAUUUUAUAUUAUAAAGAUUAAAGAAUUUAAUGUGAACCUAAUCAAUAGAAGCGCAUAUGAAUUAUUAUUGUUUGAUUGGGGUUUGUAUUAGUCGUGAUGGAAUACACUCGUGACCAGUGAGAUAACGAGACUUAUUUCAUUGGUUGACAAAACUUUUAUUAAAUCAAAUGAAAUAUUAAUAUAGAGAAGUCGGGCUAUAUUAAAUAUUCAAUUUAUAUUAUUUCAAAAAUUAUUAAGCUUAAGAUGAUAAAGCAUAAAUUAAAGUAAAGUUAAGAGGAAUUAAUCUGAGCAGUGUCCCAAUUAUUUUGCCCUAAGUUAUAGUACGCCACUGGAUAAAGUAUUUGAAGACCAAAUGUCGUUACUUGUUUAUCUUUGUUUGUGUACUAAACACACUGUUUACGCUGCUAAUACAUCAAUACUAACAAUUGCUUUGUCUGACUCACGUUUCGAUGACCAAGUUAUCUGUCCGUCUAUGAAGGCUAUAAUAGUUUGUCAGUAACCUAAAAAACUUAAAAAUCUAAGCGAAAGCUCAUUGGGUUCAGGAUCACCUCUGGAAAGAUGUUUUUGAAGGAUUUUGAGGCAGGUAAAAACUGCAAUUGUUAUCAACAAAGUAAGAUGAAAAAAUAGUAUUUAUUUUUUCUCUGUCUAUAAUUUUAAUUUGACGUUGAAAAUAGGGCUCUGUGCAGCAGUUACAGCGUGUGCGCUCUGCCGCUAAAGAGAGUUCAUCAGAUAAAAUAUUGUUUUUAUAACAUAAAAUGUCAUUUCAAAAAUUAGACAAAAAUUCUAGCACUUUCAUGAAUUGAAAACGUUGGAAAACAAGUUAUAUCACAAUUUUUCAAAAAGUUAUAGAAUUGUUAACUAUCAAAUUUUUUCCUAAUCUUCGUUGACAUAAAUAAUGGGAUAAACAGUAUCAAUAAUUGGCUUAUAAAUUUGAAACUUCGUGGAGUCCUCUUAAUUUUCAUGUAGGUACUUCAUAAAAUCCUGUGAUAAAACUUUUUAAAAAUGUAUUAAUUUGUUCAUUACGAUUUUCUAUAACUACUGAAAAACCAAUUAUUGAAAAAAUUAUUGUUAAUUAUCUUUUUAAUUGAUAAUUAGCUAUGCCUGUUUUCACAUAAAUCAAUCGCAGUAAUUAAUAUAGUUAUUUACGGUAAAAAUGGUUAAGCUUACAUACAGUAAUCAAACGUAUUAAUUAAAAUUAUUUUGAACCUUUCAGCAAAAAAUGUCACCUAAAUUUGAAAAAAAAUUUAGGAAUUAGUGUAUUAAAUUUGUGUUACUGUUCUUCGUGUCAAGAAUUUUCAAUAUUAUUAUAAAUGCAAUUCCAAAAAUGUUACCCAAUAAAUUGAAAUUUGCAUAAACUAACAUGAAUUGUCAGUUGAUACCAUUUUCUGAAUGAAUGCAAAAAAUAAUUAGUGAUUUGAAUGGUUGUGAAAAUGGUCACAUAUCAAAAAUUGGCCACAUGUUUGAAACAUUUCUGCGGCUUGUUAUCUAUUAUAUGUAUCAUACACUGUACCAAAUAAAAUUGAUAAUAAAUAAAUAACAUUUACAAAGCUA